Molecule: messenger RNA, 2282 nt
Organism: Tupaia belangeri chinensis (Chinese tree shrew)
Lineage: Eukaryota; Metazoa; Chordata; Mammalia; Scandentia; Tupaiidae
Gene: UBASH3B
Product: ubiquitin associated and SH3 domain containing B
Exons: 14
Coding region: 48-1964 (638 amino acids)
Biological process (GO): negative regulation of bone resorption; platelet aggregation; peptidyl-tyrosine dephosphorylation
Cellular component (GO): cytoplasm
Molecular function (GO): protein binding; protein tyrosine phosphatase activity
Source: RefSeq, a predicted model, not a curated record
CUGGCCGCUGAGUCCAGGCUCCGCACGGCCACCCCAGCCCGCUCGGCAUGGCCGCGAGAGAGGAGCUGUACAGCAAAGUCACCCCCCGGAGGAACCGCCAGCAGCGCCCCGGCACCAUCAAGCAUGGAUCGGCGCUGGACGUGCUGCUCUCCAUGGGGUUCCCCAGAGCCCGCGCACAAAAAGCCUUGGCAUCCACGGGCGGAAGAAGCGUUCAGGCAGCUUGUGACUGGCUGUUCUCCCACGUUGGUGACCCGUUCCUGGACGACCCGCUGCCCCGAGAGUACGUCCUCUACCUCCGCCCCACCGGCCCCCUCGCCCAGAAGCUCUCGGACUUCUGGCAGCAGUCGAAGCAGAUCUGCGGGAAGAACAAGGCGCACAACAUCUUCCCCCACAUCACGCUCUGCCAGUUCUUCAUGUGCGAGGACAGCAAGGUGGACGCCCUGGGGGAAGCCCUGCAGGCUACCGUCAGCCGCUGGAAGUGCAAGUUCUCGGCCCCCCUGCCUCUGGAGCUCUAUACCUCCUCCAACUUCAUCGGCCUCUUCGUGAAGGAGGACAGCGCCGAGGUCCUCAAGAAGUUCGCCGCCGACUUUGCCGCAGAGGCCGCAUCUAAAACGGAAGUGCACGUGGAACCCCAUAAGAAGCAGCUGCAUGUGACACUGGCCUACCACUUCCAGGCCAGCCACCUGCCCACGCUGGAGAAGCUGGCCCAGAACAUCGACGUCAAACUGGGGUGCGACUGGGUGGCCACCAUCUUCUCUCGGGAUAUCCGAUUUGCCAACCACGAGACCUUGCAGGUGAUCUACCCCUACAGCCCGCAGAAUGACGACGAGCUGGAGCUGGUCCCCGGGGACUUCAUCUUCAUGUCCCCCAUGGAGCAGACCAGCACCAGCGAGGGCUGGGUCUACGGCACGUCGCUGACCACCGGCUGCUCCGGUCUCCUGCCCGAGAACUACAUCACCAAAGCCGACGAGUGCAGCACCUGGAUAUUCCACGGCUCAUAUUCCAUCUUAAACACGUCUUCCUGCAACUCCCUCACACUGGGCGACGGGGUGACGGAGAGGCGGCAGUACGAGGACCAGGGCCUGGGGGACACGACGCCCCUCACCAUCAUCUGCCAGCCCAUGCAGCCCCUGCGGGUCAACAGCCAGCCCGGCCCUCAAAAACGAUGCCUCUUUGUUUGUCGGCAUGGGGAGCGGAUGGACGUGGUGUUUGGGAAGUACUGGCUGUCCCAGUGCUUCGACGCCAAAGGCCGCUACGUACGCACCAACCUCAACAUGCCCCACAGCUUACCUCAGCGCAGCGGUGGCUUCCGGGAGUACGAGAAAGACGCUCCCAUCACCGUGUUUGGGUGUAUGCAAGCCAGACUGGUGGGCGAAGCCUUACUCGAGAGCAGCACCAGCGUCGGCCACGUCUACUGCUCCCCGUCCCUCCGCUGCGUCCAGACCGCACACAACAUCUUGAAAGGUUUACAACAAGAAAACCAUUUGAAGAUCCGCGUGGAGCCUGGCUUGUUUGAGUGGACAAAGUGGGUCGCCGGGAACACGUUGCCCGCGUGGAUUUCCCCAUCGGAGUUGGCUGCAGCCAACCUGAGCGUCGAUACAACCUACAGACCUCAUAUCCCGGUCAGCAAGUUAGUGGUCUCAGAAUCCUACGACACGUACAUCAGUAGAAGUUUCCAAGUAACAAAAGAAAUAAUAAGCGAGUGUAGAAGUAAAGGAAAUAACAUUCUGAUUGUGGCCCAUGCGUCUUCCCUCGAAGCGUGUACCUGCCAACUUCAGGGCCUGUCGCCUCAGAACUCCAAGGACUUCGUACAAAUGGUCCGAAAGAUCCCCUAUCUGGGGUUUUGUUCCUGUGAAGAACUCGGAGAAACGGGAAUAUGGCAGCUCACAGACCCACCCAUCCUCCCUCUCACGCACGGGCCAACUGGAGGCUUUAACUGGAGGGAGACUUUGCUGCAAGAAUAAGGCUCGCGAGUGAAGGGGAGCCAGCAGCCUGCUGGAGAGGCGUCUUUUUGAGCGUUGAGCGGCAGUGGGGAGUCCGCCUGUUCUCAGUGGACGGCUCGGGAUGACCAUCAUUCUUCCUUUCACGCUUGCAGUUCUUAGGAUGAGACUGGGUAAAUGAGAUAAAGGCUUGCUUCAGGGGAAACAAACCAACAAAACACAGUCUGGGCUCUUGUCUAGCUAGCAAGGCUUUUGAAUCGUCUUCCUAAAUCAGGGCAGUGCCCCUGCCACCCCAAGGCUGAAGGAGCCUCAUCCCCCCCAUCCCCCACCCCCACCCCCACC